This is a messenger RNA of Phanerochaete carnosa HHB-10118-sp, 579 nucleotides long. RefSeq lists its product as uncharacterized. Bases 40 to 459 code for a protein of 139 amino acids. The record is from RefSeq and is a predicted model, not a curated record. The transcript is spliced from 3 exons. Lineage: Eukaryota; Fungi; Basidiomycota; Agaricomycetes; Polyporales; Phanerochaetaceae.
GCAUCUCUUCCACAGCUUCCUGCAAUCUCACCAUCGACAAUGAAGUUCCUUGCUCUCGCCGCGUCAGCCCUUACCCUUGCGGGUGCCGCUGUUGCUCAGGAGGCUGUACGAUUUGGAAUCGUUUCCGUCAGCCCAUCCACGAUCAAGCCUGGAGAGACGUUUACUGUUCACUAUAACUCGACGCUUGCGGCGCAUCAACCCGUCUACUACGACGCCUACAUUCAAGGCAUCUUGUCAAGUGGAUUCGUUCAGCCUCAGUAUCUCCUCCAGAGGACUACAUUCCCGACCGAUGGCACAAAGAACAUCUAUUUCAACACUACUCUUCCAAAUAUCGGGUACGUGAAUAACGCCUCUUACUCGGUCUGGGCGUACAUCACGUACCCAGUACAGGACGAGAGCGGUACGUCCGCUCUGGAGUACGGCGGUGUCUCCUAUCCCGUCGGGAUAGAUAUGUCCUAAUUCGACGUACGAGCUCUUCGGAUCCUCAUAUCGGACAUUUGGGCAUGUAUGAUACGCUGCCGAGCAUAAUAUUUGUUUAGUCGUAACCCCCAAGUGAGAGGAUUGUCACUGGGUGUCACU